Molecule: messenger RNA, 1698 nt
Organism: Prorocentrum cordatum
Lineage: Eukaryota; Dinophyceae; Prorocentrales; Prorocentraceae
Source: the annotation of a GenBank genome assembly
AUGUCUGCAGCGGGAGGUCGCGCCACAUUCCAGAUUGGUCUUGUCACUUUCAUGAUGCUCCUGGCGCUCCGGCGGAGGGCGGCCGCGACGAGGGUGGCGGGGCCGCCCGCGGCUGCGGCCGCCGGCGAGGGCGAGGUCGACCCGGAGGCGCUGGUGCAGCGGCUGCAGGCCCGGCUGGACGCCACGCGGCCGCCUCAGGGCGCCUGCGCCCUCCAGGCGCAAGGCUGGCGCGACGCUUCGAGGCUGGGCGCUCGGCUCUUCCUCGCCUUCCCCCAGGAGAGCCGAGGCGGCUUCUCCUCAGCAUCGAGAUCCGCACCGAGGACCGACCAGAUUCCUCGCUGCCCUCUGAUCUCCCUGGAGCGCGGCCGCCUCAGCGGCGGCCUGGUUCCGAUCUUCUGUGCCACCUCCCAGUGGCCCUCGUGGCUUCCGUUCUGCCAGUCCGCGGCGCUGCUGAAGCACAUUGCUCCGGGGCAGGAGGUUUGGCUGGUGCGGUUCCGGUGCGCGUUCGUCACGGCCGACUGCGUGAUUUUCCUCUGUGUGCUGGACCAUCUCGACGACGCUGGUCGCAUCGACAUGCUGAUUUGCUCCCCGGGGGAAGGCACGGAGGGCACCGAGUGGCUCGGGGCCGUGAUCCCGCCCUGCACGGGCGCGGAGGGUGGUCUGGUUCGGGUGCAGGCGGAGCUGUUGGACGCACUCGGCGUUCAGUGGAUCCACGCCCUCUUCUGGCAGACCCUGUGCGUGCGCAUCCUGCCAGUCAUCGAGGGCGUGCAUCGGGCGUUCGAGGGCUCCGCCCUGGACCAGUUCUUCAAUUCCAGCACGCGGGGCGUCGUGCUCCGGGACUUCUUCGCGGGGCUGGCAGGCCGAGUCGAGCGCUUCCUCUGCCAGCAGGGGCAAAACAACGGCAGCAGCUGCCGCGGCCGGAGCGGCGAUGGCGCCGGCGGCUCCGUGGCCGACCCGGUCCUGCCCGCCGUGGCGGCCCUGCGCGCCCUCAAGGACCGCGCCGCGCCCUGGCGCUCGCUGGCGGACCGCGGCGAGGCGCCGGACGCCAUGACCGCCGCAGCCACGGCCGCGGGCACGACGACCGCCGCGGCAGUGGCCGCAGGCAGAACGACCGCCACGGCCGCGGCCAAGACCACUGCCACGCAGACGGCGACCGCAACGGCCGAGGCCACGGCGACGGCGACCGCCACCGCCACCGCCACGGCCACGGCCACGGCCACGGCCACCAGCGCCACGGCCACGGCCACCCCGACCGCGGCGGCGACCACGGCCGCGGCGGCGACCACGGCCGCGGAGACGACCACGGCCGCGGAGACGACCACGGCCGCGGAGACGACCACGGAGCCAACGGCCGAGGGCGCGGGGAUCGCCGUGGCGGGCGCCACAGGGGUCGGGGCCGCGGGCGACCAGGCGGCCUCGCUCGAGCCCCUCACCGUCGCGGCGAGCUCCACCGCGACGAGCAGGGCCUCGACGACGUCGUCGACCGCCGCAACGACGCGUGCCGACGAGGCCACCAGCUCCACGACUGCCACGACGGAGGUCGCCUCUUCCACGAUUGAGAUCGCUCUGGCGGCGUCCGCAGCGGAGGCUAGAAGUUCUCAGCCCCACCAGGGGUCGGCCUUCAAUGCUGGUGACGGGGGCAUGCUGAUCCUGCUAGCAUUCUUUAUAUUUCUGCGACUUGCUGCUUCGAUCCAGUGA